Messenger RNA from Dictyostelium purpureum, 927 nucleotides. RefSeq lists its product as uncharacterized. Lineage: Eukaryota; Evosea; Eumycetozoa; Dictyosteliales; Dictyosteliaceae. The transcript is spliced from 2 exons. The record is from RefSeq and is a predicted model, not a curated record. Bases 1 to 927 code for a protein of 308 amino acids.
AUGAGAUUUAUAUUGCUUUUAUUAUCAGUUAUUUUAUUAAAAUUCGUUUCUGCAUCUGUACCAGCAUAUGGUAUUUGGAAUGGUGAAGAAAAUGAUGUUAUUAUUGGGAAAUUAGAUUAUUCAGAUUCACCAAGUUAUUCAAAAAUAUUUUCAUUGGAAAAUAGUACUUUAGUUAGUUCAAACGACAACCCACUUUCAACUAUUAAUAGAUUAACCAAUACAAUAUAUUUCAUUACUAAAAAUGAUGCUAAUCAAGAUUCAUUAUAUUUAUAUUCAUUUGAUUUUGAAAGCAAUCAAGUUCAAAUGGUUUUAGAAUAUUUAUCAAGUGACCUUCAAAUCCAUGCUAUUGAAUCAGCACAAACUACCAAUGAUCUUGAUUUAUUAAUUGUUUAUAAAUCUAAAAUCUAUCAAAGUCAAAACUAUUUUGUUGGCAGUCUCAGCAUUCAAUAUGGUGUUCCAGCUCUCUAUGGUCCAGUUACAGGUAACUUUUUAUCAGCUACUUUUAAUACCGAUUCACAAACCAUUGAUGUAUUUUCAGCAUCAUUAAACUCAAACAGUUUAUUCAUUACAUCUUAUGCCCUCUUUGGAUCUUCAAAAGCCACACAAUUAAAAUCAAGCUCUAAUGUAAAAUCUGGUUCACUUUUAACCUAUUCAUCAAGUUUAUCAUCACUCUUCUCUAUUGCUAAUGUUAAUAGCAAACCAAGUAUUAUUAAUAUUAAAGAUGGUGAAAUUUCAGUAUUAGAUUGGAUGAAUAAUAAUAAUCCAAAACAAGUCCAACAAUACUCCUCCAUGGUUUUUAAAUAUUCCUCUGCUUACCUUUCAGUUACUUAUUCAGAUGGAACUUUUGGACUUCAUGUUUUAAAUAAUUAUGGUUUAAUUGCUACAAUCCAAACUCCAUUCUUAUUAAAUAACUAUUGGUUUAUUUAA